Molecule: messenger RNA, 999 nt
Organism: Didymella exigua CBS 183.55
Lineage: Eukaryota; Fungi; Ascomycota; Dothideomycetes; Pleosporales; Didymellaceae
Exons: 3
Coding region: 1-999 (332 amino acids)
Source: RefSeq, a predicted model, not a curated record
AUGUCGAACUCAAUGGGUGACAGUGAACUUCCCGGUGGUGCUCUGCCCGGCUUCGCCAACAUUCCAAACGUGAGCCUGUCACCAAUGAUCAGGCAUUCCGGUCUGGUCUUCGCCGUCCUUCUCACACUCUUCUUUUUCUGCCGACAAUAUGUCUUUGAAGCCGCCCUAGACAGAGGGCUGAUUUACAAACGUACAUGGCCAACUCUCAAUCCGCGCCAAAAGCGCGGCUUUGUAAACCACCACCUCUCCUUUGUGGCCAAGAUCUUCGUCCUUCUCUUCGCCAUCUAUCCUUUCUUCGCCGUCGCCACUGGACAUGCCGACUUCCGCACGCCUAUGUUCGGUCGCAGCGUCGGCUUCUCACGACGAGAUUAUGGGUUCACGAUGGGUGAUGCAUUGUACCUCGCCAUCAUGAUCGUGAGCGUGAUGUAUGCGCACGAGCUCGCGUACCGGGAGGGUAUCAGUCCUGUUGCUGUUGCUCACCAUGUUGGCGUGCUGGUCAUGGGUCAGUUGACGCUGUACUGGAGUGCGUCGAAUAAGGGUCAACCAGAUGCUGCGUUGGAGGCUGUAUUGGCCUUGUUCUGGGGAUUCUACGAUCUUGUUGUCGAGGUGCCACCGCACAUCACUAUGAUCAUCUACCGCGACCCAGAUGUCGCACAGAAGACGCUCAUGCGCUCUUUCUCCGUGGCCUUCUGGUGCUCGCUCGUUGGUACUGUGGCCGAGACGGCAACUAUCUUCGGCCUGUAUGGAGCAUUGUGGAAUAAGUGGACACUCACUAUGAAGGUCAUGAUUCCGAUCCUGCACUGCAUCUUCACAGCGGCACAGCUCUGGGGCGAGUACUGCACGUGGAGCCUGUGGCAACAGGAGAAGGGGAAGGCGAAAAGGGUGCAGGUGGAUGGAAACGAGAGUCUUCGCAGCGAGAACGGGAAAGUGAAAGCAGACGACGAAGCAGAAGGAAAGGAUGGCAAAACGGUCAACUCGAUAGAGAUAGCUCCUGUGUAG